Messenger RNA from Neoarthrinium moseri, 1113 nucleotides. RefSeq lists its product as uncharacterized. The transcript has 4 exons. Bases 1 to 1113 code for a protein of 370 amino acids. The record is from RefSeq and is a predicted model, not a curated record. Gene Ontology annotation, molecular function: oxidoreductase activity. NCBI's taxonomy places the organism in Eukaryota, Fungi, Ascomycota, Sordariomycetes, Amphisphaeriales, Apiosporaceae.
AUGGAUUCCCAAAGCGGCUUUCUGAUUAAAGCUUUCGCUGAUGAUGCCGAGGUUGACCUUCUCCGCGAGGCAAUUCGACGUUACCUAGUUGUUGUUAUCAAAGGGCAGAAAAACGAAUUGCCUAGCAAGAACUGGGAACUUCUUCAAAAGCUCGACCCUGGUGCCCCUGAGUUUACAGAGGAGGAGUGGGCAAAGAUGUAUAAUCCCAAGGGAGAGGGAAUCCUUUCCAAGCUGGGUUAUAGCACAAUACCAAAUGCGGGACGUCUCUAUCUCAUGGGCAAGGGAUAUCAAGGCGAAAACCAUUAUGGCAUCAAAAAUGCCAAUCUGAGCGAGGCGUUUGCGGAUGCUUACUACUCGAAGCCUCUGUUGAAGGAGGAUUUCAAACGCGGUAUCGCUCGCUUCCAGUCUUGGCAUAUGGAUGGGCCGCAGUACAAGAUCCAUACGCCAAUGUACAGCUCUUUCCGGACCAUCAAGCUUCCUCGAGGGGAACAGGUUGUCGAAUGGGCAGAUGGGUCUGGCAUGACUAAGAAGAUCAAGCCAGGGCGCACUGGCUUCUUUAGCACAGCUCAGCUGUAUGAAAUGCUGACCGACAAAGAGAAGAAGAUGGUCGAUCAUAGCUGGUGUGAGCAGAUGUACUAUCCGUACGAGUGGAUCCUGGGAUGCCGAGGAAAUGCGAACGGGCUCAACGUGGCUAGCGAGGGGAGAGAGGUCCCCGAAAAGAUUAUGGAGGCAAUGCCUCGGAAUCCUGAAGACCAGCAUAUUCUUCCUCUGGUAUGGGUAAAUCCUACCACCGGCGCUAAACACUUGCAAGUGCAGCCCAACACUGUACGCCGGCUGUAUAUCCGCCACGGCGAAUCGGAAAAGCCUAAAAUCAUUGACGACGUCAAGAAAGUGAGGGAUAUUUUGAGCGGACUUCAGUAUCGUGUCAUACGCCCAGAGAACAUUUAUGUUGGUCCUGAUGAUGAGGGUGAUCACUUGUUUUGGUACAAUUGGGGAGUUAUGCACACAAAGAUAGACUUCCCUGUCGAGUUCGGCACGAGAACCGCUCAUCAGGGGUGGCUACCUGCCACCCAAGCCCCGACCGGUCCCGUGCCAAUUCCAUCUAAGUACUGA